UCCCAAGAUUAAAAAUUAUUAAAACAAUGAUAAUAAUCCAAGAGGCAGUGACUGGAUUCAAGCUGGUUUUUAUGGAUUCCCAUAAUGCUCCUUUCAUGCCCAUUUUCCCAUCCUUUUCUUCAUUAUUCUAUUAUUUCUUCACAUGCUUCUCUCACUCUCUCUCUGUCUAAAUCACUUUCACUUCUUUACUCCAACGAUUCCUAUUUAGAGUACCCUCCUUUAUUCCUUCCCAUUCCAAUUGCAAGAGAUCUCAAUUGGGUUGCCUUCACGCCAUGGAGAAGUAUCAAGUUGUUAAGGAUUUGGGUUCUGGGAAUUUCGGGGUUGCCCGGCUUAUGCGAAACAAGGAGACAAAAGAGCUUGUAGCAAUGAAAUAUAUUGAACGGGGCCGUAAAAUUGAUGAGAAUGUAGCUAGAGAAAUUAUAAAUCACAGAUCACUUCGGCACCCCAAUAUUAUCCGGUUCAAAGAGGUGGUUUUGACUCCUACGCAUUUGGCAAUUGUGAUGGAGUAUGCAGCUGGUGGAGAGCUCUUUGAACGAAUAUGUAAUGCUGGCAGAUUCAGUGAAGAUGAGGCUAGAUAUUUCUUUCAGCAGCUCAUUUCAGGUGUCCAUUUUUGCCAUUCAAUGCAAAUAUGCCAUAGAGAUCUGAAACUGGAAAAUACCCUGCUGGACGGGAGUGCUGCACCGCGUUUGAAAAUCUGUGAUUUCGGUUACUCUAAGUCAUCUCUGUUGCAUUCAAGGCCCAAAUCCACUGUUGGAACUCCGGCGUAUAUUGCACCGGAAGUUCUUUCUCGUCGAGAAUAUGAUGGCAAAUUGGCGGAUGUAUGGUCUUGUGGAGUCACUCUUUAUGUUAUGCUAGUGGGUGCAUACCCUUUUGAGGACCAAGAGGACCCCAAGAAUUUCAGGAAAACAAUUCAGCGAAUAAUGGCUGUUCAGUACAAAAUUCCAGACUAUGUGCACAUAUCUCAAGAUUGCAGACACCUACUCUCUCGCAUAUUUGUUGCAAAUCCAGCAAGGAGAAUUACAAUCAAAGAAAUUAAGAGCCACCCAUGGUUCUUAAAGAACCUGCCUAGGGAACUAAUGGAUUCAGCCCAAGCAAGUUAUUUCCAGAGAGAAAACUCAACUUCUUCUCUACAAAGUGUUGAUGAGAUUAUGAAAAUCGUUGGGGAGGCAAGAAACCCUCCACCAUCGUCUAGGCCAGUCAAGAACUUUGGAUGGGGAGCUGAAGAAGGGGAGGAAGACAUUGAUGAAGAAGUGGAGGAAGAGUAUGAAGAAGAUGAAUAUGACAAGAGGGUGAAGGAGGUUCAUGCAAGUGGUGAGUUUCAUAUUAGUUAAAAAGAGGAGUAUAACUUUUGUCUAGGUAUUAUUAAUAAUAAUUGUAAUUUUGUGACUUUAGUAACGCCUAUUUGUGUGUAUAAUAAUAGCUAAUAAUUGUUGUUCCAUGCCCACCCAAAGUUAUGCUAUUCUAGACAACUUUAGAUUUUAAAUUUUCUUUUUGUUGUUAAACAAAUACAUGGACUGAAAAUGUAAGAGAUAUGUGGAUUACUAAAAGAGAUGAAGAUAAGGAAACUUGUUUCAA
Molecule: messenger RNA, 1575 nt
Organism: Mangifera indica (mango)
Lineage: Eukaryota; Viridiplantae; Streptophyta; Magnoliopsida; Sapindales; Anacardiaceae
Product: serine/threonine-protein kinase SRK2A-like
Exons: 9
Coding region: 273-1331 (352 amino acids)
Biological process (GO): intracellular signal transduction; protein phosphorylation
Molecular function (GO): protein serine/threonine kinase activity; ATP binding
Source: RefSeq, a predicted model, not a curated record